Molecule: messenger RNA, 1335 nt
Organism: Rotaria sp. Silwood1
Lineage: Eukaryota; Metazoa; Rotifera; Eurotatoria; Philodinida; Philodinidae
Source: the annotation of a GenBank genome assembly
AUGCCUACUUGUCCUCGUGAUGAUCAAUAUUCAUCAAAACCACCGCCUGGUUUUACUGAUGAUAAUUUAACAUUAAAACGUGUACAAUUAAAUGAUUUAUUAGUAAAAGUUAUUAAUAAAUAUCAACAUGAACCACAAUUUCUUGAGGAACAAUCAAAAGAAACAGAUUUAUUAAUUACAGUUGCACAACUUAUACUUCUACCAUCACCAAUUUCAUCUGAUGAUAAACGAGAUUUUCUUCAUAAUAUUGUCACAAUCGGACAAGAUUUAUUAACAGAUGAAAAUCAAGUUAAUGAUAAUGAACAAAUACCUACAUCAGUUGAUUCUAAUCUUCAACUCAAUGAAAAUAAAGAACUAUCCAUACCUGUUCUUUCAUCGAAUACAAUAAAUAAUGAUGGUGAUGGUGAUUUUUCACUUGAAGAACUUGCUAAUGAAUAUCUUCAAAAUGAAUCAUCACCUUCUUCUUUAAACGAAAAGUUCAUAACACCGUCGGAAUCUGAAGCACCUGAUUUAACUCUUGAUAAUCUUAGUAAAGAUUUUCUUUCAUCUUCACCUUCAUCAACAUCAUCAACAACAAAUAAUUUAUCGAAUUUCAUUUCGUCUCCAUUAUCGAAUGAACCUACUGUAAUCAAAUCUCCGCUUGAAUCAAUACUUUUUUCUAAUCGUUUAUCAUCGCAAGAUGCUGCGGAUGAUGCUGAUGGUAUUUGGAAAGAAGAAUCAAGUCUAUUUGGUCAAAUAUUUUGUACAAAAACAAUGGAAAUUCCAAUAUUAACAUCAAAACGAAUUUCAACAUGUUUAUUUGAUCGUGCUUUAUAUGAACGUUUAACGAAUCUUAUUACUCUUUUACCUAAACAAUGUGUUCAUAACAGUGUUCAACAAUUAUCUAUUCGACAAAAUGGACAACAACAACAACAUCGACCGCCACGUCCAAAUAAUGACAAUCGACGUCCAUCAAACCGAGCCACAUUUCAACAAAAUUCAUCACAAAUACAUUCUAAUCAACGUUUUCCAACUGCACAAAAUUCUCGUUCAUAUGGAAAUUCAAAUUAUUCAUAUCAACAAGGCAAUCCCGGUGGACAUUUUGUUGAUCGAAGACAACAACAACAAAAUAGAUAUCCUCCUCCGUCGUCUUCCACACAACAAUUCGGUAAUUAUCAUCAACAACAACAACAACAACAACCGCAACAAUCAAAACAUAUACCUAAAAAUAAUUUUCAUGGUAGUGGGUAUCAAUCACAAACAACAAAAUCACAAACAAAUAGUCAACAAGUAGCAAAUGAUCAUCAUCAUCAUCAACGAGGUCCAAAAAAAGCUUCCGGUGGUGGUAGUAAGUAG